UAAAAGUCAAGCAUUUAACCGGUUUAAAGCCCUUUCGCUCCUAAACGGCUUCACGGUGAAACCGCGGCGUCUUGGACACGAGCCAUGCUGCGGUGGUUCGUCCGAAUGGUCUGUGUGCUGGGGGCUGCCUAUGCAGCUAAUCAAUAUCUGGAUGUCUGUAUGGAUGCGAAACAUCACAAGUCUGAACCAGGUCCUGAGGACGCGUUACAUGGACAGUGUACUCCUUGGAAGGAGAAGUCCUGCUGUACGGUCAACGUCAGCGAAGAGGCUCACAACGAUCAGUCCUAUCUGUACAACUUCAACUGGAACCACUGUGGGGCCAUGUCUCCAGAAUGCAAGAAGCACUUCAUACAGGACACCUGUUUCUAUGAAUGCUCACCUAAUCUAGGACCCUGGAUCCAGCAGGUUGAUAGUGGUUGGAGGAAAGAACGAAUAGUAGAUGUUCCCCUGUGCAAAGAGGACUGUGAGACUUGGUUUGAUGAUUGUAAGAUGGACCACACCUGUAUGACAAACUGGCACAAAGGCUGGAACUGGACAACAGGGGCAAACCAGUGCCCGUUAGGGACACAGUGCAAGAAAAUUGGAGAAGUCUUCAAAACGGCCAAAGAUUUUUGUGAGAAUAUCUGGAGUAAUUCCUACAAGCACACAACGUACACGAGAGGCAGCGGCUUGUGUCUGCAGCUUUGGUUUACUCCAGCAGAAGGGAACCCCAAUGUGAAGGUGACCCAGUAUUACGCCAAGCUCAAGGGCUCUGCCGACAUGGCCGAGCGAAGCCUACUGCUGCCCUUUGCUCUGCUCGCUUCUCUAGGCAUUCUAAACAUGCAAUGAACUUCUCUUUGAGCUUAAAGUAACACCAGCAGAGAGUCUUCGCUAUUCCCGAGUGACGUUCGUUUCGCUGCAACAAUCAGAAGAACUGAAGAAGCUCUCACAGCUUUAUGGAGAUGCUGAAUCUGGAAGCCCAUUGACCCAAUGUCCAGUUUUUGGACCUUCUGCCACUACCAGAACUUUGUGUCCACUGUGGAAGUAGGAUUAGCCAUUCCUCAUUCUAUACGUACUGACCUGGACUACUAAACUUAUCAAAAUAAGAUCAGCUCUGUGCAUAUAAUAUAUGUAAUAGUUGUAUCCUCUUCACCAAGGGUCUUCUGACUCAAUAUUCACCUUCACGCCUUUUCCCAUUCUCUCCAACUAGGUAGAUUAAUUGGGGAUCUCUCCAUAGAGGGAAGAAUUCACUAGUUAUAGGGUCACGAAUCCAGUAUUUAUACACUAUAGAUGGGGCAGCACCAUGUUUUUUUUAUUAUUAUAAUAUCAUCUCUGCUUCUAGCAGGAGUUCAUUUGCAUAUGGGGCUAAGAAGGGAACCUUUAUGCAUUGGCAUUAUAUUCUGCUGACACCACACAGAUAAUGUUUAUUUUUUUAUGGCCUCUGUCCCAAUCAACGUGCACAAACUGCUUGUGGGAUCACUAGUAUGCAUGCAGGUUACUGUCACUUAUUAACCCGCCUGUGAUCACCAGUGAAGAGUAAUUAAAUAAAUACAGGCUGGAAACGUGAGAAUUGAUAAUAAAGUAAAUAAGUGUGUCA
Spea bombifrons (plains spadefoot toad) is the source of this 1576-nucleotide messenger RNA. Its product is annotated as folate receptor alpha-like. Bases 85 to 828 code for a protein of 247 amino acids. Gene Ontology annotation, cellular component: external side of plasma membrane. Lineage: Eukaryota; Metazoa; Chordata; Amphibia; Anura; Pelobatidae. Gene Ontology annotation, molecular function: signaling receptor activity. The transcript has 5 exons. The record is from RefSeq and is a predicted model, not a curated record.